Molecule: messenger RNA, 1028 nt
Organism: Elgaria multicarinata webbii
Lineage: Eukaryota; Metazoa; Chordata; Lepidosauria; Squamata; Anguidae
Gene: RNF24
Product: ring finger protein 24
Exons: 6
Coding region: 29-517 (162 amino acids)
Molecular function (GO): zinc ion binding
Source: RefSeq, a predicted model, not a curated record
UUUUGUUUUGUUUAUUUAAUCUUUGCAGAUGUCCAUCUCCGUUCAGACGCCCAACUUCCUACCAUCCAUGAGCUCAGACUUCCAGCAUUACAGUUUCAGGAUGCCAAACAUUGGAUUCCAGAACCUGCCUCUGAACAUAUACAUUGUGGUCUUUGGCACGGCCAUAUUUGUCUUCAUCCUCAGUUUACUCUUCUGCUGCUACUUGAUCAGGCUAAGACAUCAAGCCCACAAAGAGCUUUAUGCCUACAAACAGGUUAUUCUAAAGGAAAAAGUCAAAGAACUCAACCUACAUGAGAUCUGUGCUGUUUGUUUGGAAGAAUUCAAGCCAAAGGAUGAGUUGGGCAUCUGUCCAUGCAAACAUGCCUUCCAUAGAAAGUGCCUCAUCAAAUGGCUGGAGGUACGGAAAGUGUGCCCACUCUGCAACAUGGCCGUUCUCCAGCUGGCCCAGCUCCACAGCAAGCCGGAUCACCACGGCCCCCCGCAAGAGCCCCUGCCCGGGGCGGCAAACAUCGUAUAGCUUCCCGCAAGUUGCUCACGCCCUCGGCACAACCCACCGGCCGCAAGACCCGUGCAGGGAUUCGCCGCUCUCUGAAGCUGCUGCUCACGGCCUUGGAGUACUGGCCAGGGUUCCCUUUGGCUCGUGACAAGCUCCCCGGAUGCGCUUGAAGGAGGAAGGGCAGGGGCUUCAGCUACAGAAGCGUCCCUAGCACAGCGUCCACCAGUGUGACAAACCAGUAGGGGGAAAGGCGAGUCUGUGGGUUUGGCUUUUCUUUUCUCCUCUUUUUUCUUCUUCUUUUCAUACGAGCACUUUACAAAGGUCGUUUGUAGGGUAGAUCGGACUUGUCUUGGACUUGAGCCGGAUGGAGGGCGAGAGGCCCAAGCCGGAAGCGAUCCGAGAGACAAAAGCCAGGAACGCCCGGGCGCCUUGCGUGCGGCGGAGUGCCUCUCUGCGUCUCGGGAUGGAUGGAGAGACGCGGCAUGCUCCUAGGGAAAUCUGCGCCCCGCAAUCCCACCACCCCAGUGGUUAC